This is a messenger RNA of Caenorhabditis briggsae, 1950 nucleotides long. RefSeq names its product Protein CBR-SRX-120 (gene Cbr-srx-120). Bases 1 to 1950 code for a protein of 649 amino acids. NCBI's taxonomy places the organism in Eukaryota, Metazoa, Nematoda, Chromadorea, Rhabditida, Rhabditidae. Gene Ontology annotation, molecular function: protein serine/threonine kinase activity; tau-protein kinase activity; ATP binding. Gene Ontology annotation, cellular component: cytoplasm. The record is from RefSeq and is a predicted model, not a curated record. The transcript is spliced from 12 exons. Gene Ontology annotation, biological process: intracellular signal transduction; microtubule cytoskeleton organization; protein phosphorylation.
AUGUCUAUAAACCUUUUUCAGAAACAUCAGAGAGACGUUCCGGUAUUGUUAAUAAAUGAGCCUCCAAAUCACUGGCUUAACGCUGUGAUGGGUCAAUUAAUUGGUUGGUUCGCCUGGAGUUUUGCCCCUCUUGCUCAGAUUCUAUUGGCCACAAAUCGAAUCACAGCUGUGUUCAUGCCUCAUUUGCAUAUGAAAAAAUAUCGAUUUUCACCUACUAAUAUUGGCAUAAUUGCCGCCCUCUCAGUUGCUGUUUUCCUAUUCCUCGUCCUCCUCCCCGAAGGCUGUCAUUAUCUUUUCAAUGCUGAUUACGUCGGCUGGAUUGGAGAAAUCAGUACAUGCACUGAAAUUGCUCAGGAUAUGUUUCUAGUUUCACUGAUGGUCAUAGCAGCAUUUACAGCAAUUUGUAGUGUUCUUCUAUUUUUUAAAUUAAUUUUGAAUACGCCAAAAAUUAUCCCAUCAUCUUCAUACGUGUCGGCGAUCCCGGCCCGGGUCCGGGAUCGGAGUGCCAGUACAUCGAGAAGGGUGAUUCGAAGCGAUCCACCGACAUGCUCCUCGAUUGCGGAGGACAACGUCGGCGAGUACAACUCUGAAGCAGAAUCCGAGGCAAGUGGGGACCGUCGGCCGGAGCACGUCGCCGCGAGAUACGUGCCAACGCAGCGGAGCGACGAUGGAGGAUAUCCGAACCAUCAUCAUCACGAAGCCUUCAACCGAACAGUGUCCGCAGUAUCACUUCCUGUUGGAAAGCAAUUAAAAGAUAUGUCUGAUAAAACAAUGUACGAACGAGCGAUCGCUCAACUUGAUAGCGAUCCAUUGGUUCAUAAAGAGGUCGCACUUGGUCGCCGGAUCGGCUUCUAUAGGCUUGGCAAGGAACUUGGCGCUGGAAACUUCUCAAAAGUCAAGCUAGGAGUUCAUCAGCUCACCAAAGAAAAAGUCGCGGUCAAAAUCAUGGAUAAGGCAAAAAUGGACCAAAAAGCGCAGAAACUUUUGAUGCGGGAGAUUGAGUCGAUGGAGAAGAUGAAUCAUCCGAAUAUCAUCAAAUUGUUUGAAUGUGUGGAGACGUUGACAAGGGUUCAUCUAGUGGUGGAGUAUGCCAGUGGAGGCGAAUUGUAUACGUUUGUUCAUGAACGAGGAAAAUUGAGUGAAGCCGAUGCGAAACCAUUUUUUGCGCAGAUUGUAUCAGCGGUGGCGCAUAUGCACGCCCGCAACCUGGUCCAUCGAGACAUCAAAGCUGAAAAUGUGAUGUUUGCCAAUCCAACAACCGUGAAACUUGUGGAUUUUGGAUUUUCGUGUCAAGUACAGAGAGAUCAGCUUCUGGAGACCUUCUGUGGAAGUCCGCCAUAUGCGGCACCCGAACUUUUUAGAGACAAGUCCUACUGCGGAGAGCUAGUCGAUGUAUGGGCUCUCGGAGUUCUCCUAUACUUCAUGCUAGUAGGCGUAACACCCUUUAAAGGAGAAACCGUUGCUGAUAUGAAAGUAAUGAUAAUGGACGCCAAAUUUCAACUUCCCGAAUACAUCAGCCUAAUGGCUGGCGAGCUUAUCAAGAGCAUGCUUCGUCCGGAUUUCGAGAAAAGAGCCGAUAUUGAGUAUGUGAAGAAAAAUUUCUGGAUGCGGGAUUGCAGAUUUACAAAGAGCUAUUUGUCAAUCAAAGCUAAUGUGGAAAUCGAGGAUGAGGCCGAGAAAACAGCAGUUAAUGAUAAGGUAUGGAAAAUAAUGACAAGUUUCGGAAUAACUCCUGAAAUGUUGGCGGAAAAUAAUUUGGAUAAAGGACCGAGAGAUUCUAUAAUUGGGACCUAUCGAAUUGUGCAGUUUCAAGUUCAACAUGAAAUGGCAAAGGCUGCUAAAGAAAAGGAUACACCACCAGCUAGCUCGUCGACACUUUCAAAUGGUUCACCGGCAAAAAAUAAUAAUCGAAAGCUGAAAAGUCGAUCGAAAACUUGCUCGAUUUUGUGA